Effrenium voratum is the source of this 1218-nucleotide messenger RNA. The record is from the annotation of a GenBank genome assembly. NCBI's taxonomy places the organism in Eukaryota, Dinophyceae, Suessiales, Symbiodiniaceae.
AUGCAAGGUGGCUUUAUCACGGACCCUGCGGAGAGUCAGGAAGCGGGCAAUGGUGGACUAGCACCCGCAGAGUACGGCAAUGGCGGCUUUGGCUGCGGUGGCUGUGGUGAUUGCGGUGGUAUCGGCGGCUGCGGGUGCAACGGCGGUUGUGGCAUGGCCGGGUGCUAUGGUGGUCAAGGUCUUGGCUGUCCAGGUGCCUGUGGCUGUGCAGGCGCCUGUGGCUAUCCUGGAGCUUGUGGCUGCCCUGGGGCCUGUGGCUGCCCUGGUGCCUGUGGCUGCCCUGGUGCCUGUGGCGUGGCAGGUGGCUGUGGCUGUGGCUGUGGCGGCUGUGGCUGCCCUGGCGCCUGCUGUGGCUGUGGCUGUCCUGGCGCCUGUGGCUGUGGCGCCUGUGGCUGUGGCGCCUGUGGUUGUCCUGGCGCCUGCUGUCCUGGCUGCACAGGCGCUUGUGGAUGCCAAGGCUUUGGCUGCGACGGUGGCUGCCCUUCCUCUGGCUGCGGUUGCGAUGGCUGCGGUUGCUGCCAAGCCUGCGGAGGCUGCCAAGGGUUUCAGCCCCCGGCCUGCGGUUGCGGCGGAGGCUGUGACUACAGCCUUGGCUUUGCUGCCCCAGGCUGUGCUUGCGCCGGUUUCGCAGGUUGCGGCGGCUGCAGCUGUGGGAGCGCAUGUGUGCCUGGCGUGGCGACCGCCGGGAGCGAGAAGCACGUGGGCAUGGUGAAAAACUGGAACAGCGAGAGAGGCUUCGGGUUCCUCCGCUCCGAGGGCAUGGAAAAGGACGUGUUCUUCCCCCGCCGCGAGCUGCCGGUGGAGUUUCAAAGCGAGGCUAACAUCAAUGGCCACAGCUUCACCUACGAGCUCACUUCUGCCGCGGAUGGCCGGCCACAGGCGCGGGCGCUGCAGUGGAUGGGCGGCACUGUGGCGCCCCAGCCCUCCGCGGGCAUCGAGAACCUGGGCCAGCGCGCCGCGGGCCAGGUGAAGAGCUUUUCCGCCAAGGGCGGCUACGGCUUCAUCAGCAUGCUACCCACUGGAGGCGACAUCUUCUUUGCCAAGAGGGAUCUUCCGGUGGGAAUGCAGGAAUCCAAUCUGAUCGGCGUGAAAUUCGAGUUCGACAUCGGCAGCAGCAAUGACGGUCGAAGCCAGGCCAAGAACCUGGUCUGCAUGGACCCCAGCACCGGGAACUUCGGCGCGGCCGGGCCCGUGGCCGGCAAAAGCGGGGCAGCCUAG